Molecule: messenger RNA, 656 nt
Organism: Arachis ipaensis
Lineage: Eukaryota; Viridiplantae; Streptophyta; Magnoliopsida; Fabales; Fabaceae
Source: RefSeq, a predicted model, not a curated record
CAAGGCCCAACCCCAAACGCAGCAGCCAUCUCUUGUACACUGGUCAUUCAUUUCUCUUGCUCCUCCACGCGACGGUAACAGCCACAGCUCCGACGACAUUGCACCACUCAUCUCCAACGACUCACUAACUCUGAGCUCCGAAGAAUUCGCAUUUUCCAACACCAUACAGCCACCAUGGAUGUUGAUUCACAGCCAACUAUGGAAGAAACGAUUCUGGUGGGCGAUGACCUGAUGAUGGGUCCACCGUCACCUGUUGUGCCACCUGAAAUCGCAUCCCAUGUUCUCCGCGGUGUUGAUUUGUGUGAUGGAAUCCUCAAGAACCUGUUUUUGUGCUUGCAAAUCAAUGACAUUGAACCAUUCUGCCAGGAUGAGCUUGCUCUUUAUAAACAAUGUGCUGAAAGAAGGGACAAGGAGAUUAGGAAUCGUCUUCAAGAAAGUGAGCGGAAAUUGGGCUCAUCAAUGCCUUUCGAUGAAGCCAAGGAGAGAGUUACCCAGCUUGAGAAAGAAGUUACGUCAUUGGAUAGGCGCCUCAUUCUUGCUAGUGGAGUUGAAGGCAUGGAAGGUUUUCGCCAAAGAUGGAGUUUACAUGGCCGCUUAACUGAUACCAAGUAAUGUUUGUCAUCCAUUAUUGUUGUUUUGUCAAUUAUAGCUUGUUU